Rhincodon typus (whale shark) is the source of this 654-nucleotide messenger RNA. RefSeq names its product kinetochore-associated protein 1-like. The record is from RefSeq and is a predicted model, not a curated record. Gene Ontology annotation, molecular function: small GTPase binding. The coding region runs from base 1 to 654 and encodes 217 amino acids. Gene Ontology annotation, cellular component: cytoplasm; RZZ complex; kinetochore microtubule. NCBI's taxonomy places the organism in Eukaryota, Metazoa, Chordata, Chondrichthyes, Orectolobiformes, Rhincodontidae. Gene Ontology annotation, biological process: mitotic sister chromatid segregation; protein localization to kinetochore involved in kinetochore assembly; mitotic spindle assembly checkpoint signaling. The transcript has 8 exons.
AUGAAGGUUACUUGCCACUUAUCAGACCAAGCUUGGAUGUUCAUCCAGGGUGGCUGCACACAGACAAAGACUGCUUUCAGCUCCUAUUAUAUGGUCCUGCUAACUAACAACGGCUUCUUCUGGGUUUCAUGUCUUCAGCUUGCCAAGCUUCAUCAAGCAAUUGAGAUGAUGGACUUUGAUACAACAAAAGCACUAAAGGAACAGAUCAAGAUCAAAUAUGUUCAGACUGACGAUAAACACACAGAUGGCUGUAACCAUGCAGUGAUUGACAGUUCCAAAUAUGUGAAACUGCUAGUUGGGGGCACAGGUGACUAUGUAUUAUCAACAUGGAACAUAUCUGCACUCAAGGACCUAGAAGUCAACAAUGUGGUUGAUUCAUCCAUAAUGAAAGGUGUGAAGAAAUGUCAAUUUGUUGGAAGUGCAAUAUUUGUCUUGGAUGAUACUAAUUUUCUCAGUAUGUGGGAUGCAUAUGCUUUUGUAAUGGUCUGGUACUGGCCAUCAGUUCACAUCCAGGAUUUCUUGCUGACAGCAGAGGGAGAUUCUUCUGCCAUUAACAAACAAGGAAAUGCAAACUUGAAACUUGUAGCUCUGACAACUCCAGUGAAUAAGCAGGUAAGGCUUUUCCUUCCAGAUACAGACUGGUUCUCCUCAUGA